AAUCAUCCACGAAAACAAAUAAGAAUCUUUUUUUUUCCUCCUUAAUCCCCCUCUUAUUUUUAAUUAUUAUUUUCCCGGAAAAUUUCUAACUUUCCAUGAUUGUUCUGGUUCUAUGAUGCUCCCUCACUUCGCCCUUAUAUAAUACUUUCCCUUUCACUCCUACGCCAAAUAAAUUCACACCCAUCUUUCUUCUUCGCCCAAAGUUUCCACCUUUGCAAUCAAUUCACCCUUCUUCUAACGUUUCUUCACCCAUGGCCACUUGUGUUGAUUCUUCAGCCCCACUUUCCCGGAAGCCAAACGGGUCCCAACCCGAUGAUCAUUCUUUCAACUACGUUCAAUUUUGCUGUCCCAGUUUCUCUGAUCGUGUUACCUCCGCGCCCAUUUGCAAGAACCGUGACAAGGCCUUGCACACGCAUGCUGUUGUGGAGGAAUUGGAGAAUGAUGAUGUUGAGGGUGAGGUUGAGGUUGAUCUGUGGCAGAAGAUGCAAGAGGAGGCAAGGUUAGAUGUAGAUCAGGAACCGAUUUUGUCUAGCUACUAUUUCAGUUCUAUUUGCUCUCAUAAAUCAUUGGAAAGUGCUUUGGCCAAUCAACUCUCUGUCAAUUUGAGCAGUUUCAGCCUUUCUAGCAGUACCCUUUUUGAUCUUUUUAAGGGAAUUUUAGUGGAUGAUCAAGAUAUUAUGGCUGCUGUUAAGGAUGAUCUCAGAGCAGUGAAAAAGAGAGACCCUGCUUGCAUAAGUUAUGUGCAUUGUUUCUUGAAUUUUAAAGGUUUUCUGGCAUGCCAAACUCAUAGGGUGGCUCACAAAUUAUGGUUACAGGGGAGGAAGGUUUUGGCAGUGUUAAUUCAGAAUAGAGCUUCUGAAGUUUUUGCUGUGGAUAUCCAUCCAGGAGCUAAGAUUGGACGUGGGAUUUUGCUUGAUCAUGCAACUGGGCUUGUGGUGGGAGAGACUGCAGUGAUUGGGAACAAUGUGUCCAUUUUGCAUAAUGUGACAUUGGGAGGAACUGGUAAGGCCUCUGGGGAUAGACACCCAAAAAUUGGUGAUGGGGUGCUAAUAGGUGCAGGAACUUGUAUUUUGGGUAAUAUUAAGAUUGGUGAUGGGGCUAAGAUUGGUGCUGGUUCAGUAGUGUUGAAAGAAGUGCCACCAAGGACUACUGCUGUUGGAAACCCAGCUAGGUUGCUAGGAGGAAAGGAUAAUCCAAUCAAACUGGAUAAGAUGCCUAGCUUUACCAUGGAUCAUACUUCAUAUAUUUCUGAGUGGUCUGAUUAUGUUAUCUAGAGUUUAGUUCUCUAACAUGUUUUAAAAACUUGGAUUUAGAUAGGGAGUUCUUAUUUGUUAUACUAGAGAGAAUCCAAGUUCUCCUGUUAGCAAAUGAGUGCUAUUUUAGCUGUUGUAUUAGACAGGCAAAAACAACUGCAUGUAGCCGUUUAUGCAUUUGUUGUUGUAAGGUACUAGAACCACCCCUUAUAUAGUAUAUGAGUUUGGCUUGUUUUGCUUACGUUUCCUUUCUCAU
Gastrolobium bilobum is the source of this 1509-nucleotide messenger RNA. Its product is annotated as serine acetyltransferase 1, chloroplastic-like. NCBI's taxonomy places the organism in Eukaryota, Viridiplantae, Streptophyta, Magnoliopsida, Fabales, Fabaceae. The record is from RefSeq and is a predicted model, not a curated record. Gene Ontology annotation, cellular component: cytoplasm; cytosol. Gene Ontology annotation, molecular function: L-serine O-acetyltransferase activity. Bases 252 to 1274 code for a protein of 340 amino acids. The transcript has a single exon.